UUUCCUGUGACUCACUGUUAGUAUUUUCCCUUUAUCUUCUUCUCGCUCUCCUUAGACUUGGUAAACAUCUCCUUCCUUCCUUUUCAUCCUCCUCCAUUGCCUAUCUUCAUACCAUCUCGCACACUCUCCGCUCUCUGCUCUAACAUACUUGCUCAGUCUACCCCACCAUCCCUCCAUCUUUCCACAAUGUGUCCCGGUGCAGACAAUGAGCCCAAUGGGCAAGGCAAUGGCGCUCCCACCAAUGCCAAUGGUGAACACCCCGGCUUCACUGCCGUCGAGACCCGCCAGAACCCUCACCCCUCCGCAACUCGCAACCCCUAUGGCCACAAUGUCGGCGUGACCGAUUUCCUCAGCAAUGUCUCGCGCUUCCAGAUCAUCGAGAGUACGCUCCGUGAGGGUGAGCAGUUCGCCAACGCUUUCUUUGACACCCAGAAGAAGAUCGAGAUCGCCAAGGCUCUCGAUGAGUUUGGUGUCGACUACAUUGAGCUUACCAGCCCCUGCGCUUCCGAGCAGUCGAGACAGGACUGCGAGGCCAUCUGCAACCUCGGUCUCAAGGCUAAGAUCUUGACUCACAUUCGUUGCCACAUGGAUGAUGCUCGCGUCGCCGUCGAGACUGGUGUUGAUGGAGUUGAUGUCGUUAUUGGAACUUCCUCCUACCUCCGGGAGCACUCCCACGGCAAGGAUAUGACUUACAUCAAGAACGCCGCCAUCGAGGUCAUCGAAUUCGUCAAGUCCAAGGGCAUUGAGAUCCGAUUCUCCAGCGAGGACUCUUUCCGUUCGGAUCUGGUUGACCUGCUGUCCAUCUACUCUGCCGUUGACAAGGUUGGCGUGAACCGUGUUGGUAUCGCCGAUACCGUCGGUUGCGCUUCUCCCCGUCAGGUCUACGAGCUCGUCCGUGUCCUGCGAGGUGUUGUGGGAUGUGACAUCGAGACUCACUUCCACAACGAUACUGGUUGCGCCAUUGCCAACGCCUACUGCGCUUUGGAGGCUGGUGCCACCCACGUCGACACUUCCGUCCUCGGUAUCGGCGAGCGUAACGGUAUCACCCCUCUUGGUGGUCUCAUGGCCCGCAUGAUGGUUGCCGACCCCGAAUACGUCAAGAGCAAGUACAGGCUGGAGAAGAUCAAGGACAUCGAGGAUCUCGUGGCCGAGGCUGUUGAGGUGAACAUUCCCUUCAACAACUACAUCACCGGUUUCUGUGCCUUCACCCACAAGGCCGGUAUCCACGCCAAGGCCAUCCUCAACAACCCCAGCACCUACGAGAUCAUCAACCCUGCCGACUUCGGAAUGUCCCGAUACGUCCACUUCGCUUCUCGUCUGACGGGCUGGAACGCCAUCAAGUCUCGUGCUCAGCAGCUGAACAUUGAGAUGACCGACAACCAGUACAAGGCGUGCACGGCCAAGAUCAAGGCUCUUGCCGAUAUCCGACCCAUUGCCGUCGAUGAUGCCGACAGUAUCAUCCGCGCCUACUACCGCAACAUCAAGUCCGGAGAGGACAAGCCCCUUCUUGAUCUGACGGCUGAUGAGCAGGCUCAAUUUGCCGCCAAGGAGAAGGAACUGGCUGCCCAGGCUGCCAACGGCAUCCCCGUCUAGACUUGAUGCCUUUUGCCUUUCUCUUUAUUUCUCUUUGCAAUUCCUCUUGGAUUUCUAUACCUGUCGGAAGUAAACUUCCCCGUGUCUUUCUAGAGCUUUGAUCAUACUCCUUCAGCGGCUCCUCAGAAGAGAAGAUCUUUUUUUUUCCCUUUUGCUUGUCUUUUUCCUUUUCCUUUAUGAUUUGAUGUUAUGUGUUUCGGGAUUCAUUGGUUAUGGGGUGUUUAAAAGCCGUCUUUUGUUGUCUCAAUGAGAAAAAAAAGAAAAGGAUGGAAAUAUCGGUGUUGUUUGUUUCCUGGAAGAACUUUGUAUAUACGCAGGUCGCGAAGUGGUUGGCUGCAUUUCCUACAAUAAACCGAAUGCCAAAUUUCGGCAGCUUUCA
Aspergillus steynii IBT 23096 is the source of this 1972-nucleotide messenger RNA. RefSeq names its product homocitrate synthase (gene hcsA). The record is from RefSeq and is a predicted model, not a curated record. Gene Ontology annotation, cellular component: mitochondrion. Gene Ontology annotation, molecular function: homocitrate synthase activity. The transcript has 5 exons. Lineage: Eukaryota; Fungi; Ascomycota; Eurotiomycetes; Eurotiales; Aspergillaceae. The coding region runs from base 187 to 1593 and encodes 468 amino acids.